Prosopis cineraria is the source of this 1377-nucleotide messenger RNA. RefSeq lists its product as uncharacterized. Bases 86 to 1084 code for a protein of 332 amino acids. The record is from RefSeq and is a predicted model, not a curated record. The transcript has a single exon. NCBI's taxonomy places the organism in Eukaryota, Viridiplantae, Streptophyta, Magnoliopsida, Fabales, Fabaceae.
UGGCCUUGUCUUCUUCUUCUUCUUCUUCUUCCUCCUCCUCUAUAUAUUCUGUAAGUCUCACCUUCCCUCAUUUUCCCAACCACCCAUGGAGUUGCAGGUGGCCCCACCGCUCCCUCCGGCCGACUUCAUCUCCGACAGCAACUGCUCCUCCCCUAAUUACACCACCGCUCCUUCCAGCCCCCACCUCUUCCCCACCUUCUUUUUCAGCGCCCCCGCCAGCCCCUCCUCUUCCCUUCGUAACCCUACACCUCCCACCUUCCCCGAUGCCGCCGGUGCCGGUAACAAUACAGAUUUCGAGUUCGAUUUCAGUGGCCAUUUGCAGAGGACUUCUCUUUCUGCCGACGAACUCUUCGACGGCGGCAAAAUCCGCCCUCUGAAGCCUCCGCCGUCACCCCCGUUGAAGUCUGCCCAAGGCCUCGAAUCAUCUUCCUCCACCAGGUCCAAGGGAAAGAAAAUCGUUCAGGAGCAGAGAGAUUUUGAUUUUGACUCGUUUGUGAAAAGCAGAAAAGUGGAAGAACGAGUAGAGGAGGAGCAACAGAAGCGAGGGAGAUCGGGAAGGGCUUCUUCGUUCUCGUGUUCGUCUACGAGUUCUGGACGUAAAGGAAUUAGCAGAUCCGUGCCUCCUUUCAGAAACUCGAACGCGGACGACGUCUCCGAUCAGGACUUCUCCCAGGCAGCUAAAGCAAUUUCUUCCUCAACAAGCAAUAAUACAAAAUCAUCACACGCUUCGUUCUUGUCGUCACUUUCGUUCACGAAAGGGUACAGCAAAUGGAGGCUAAAAGAUUUUCUGCUGUUCCGGAGUGCGUCGGAGGGACGAGCCGCCGGAAAAGACCCGUUGAGGAAAUACACAGUCCUGUCGAAGAAGGUUGAGGAGGAAGUGAGGAACAGCAGUUUCCGGUCCACGGAGAGCUUCGGUUCGGUCUCGUCUAGAAGGAGAGGACCGGUUUCGGCGCAUGAAUUGCACUACACAGUGAACCGGGCGGCAUCGGAGGAGAUGAAGAAGAAGACGGUGUUGCCUUACAAGCAGCUCGGACCAUUAGGCUGCCUCGGCUUCAAUCCUAGUCUUCAUCAGAUCGCUGGCUAGGGACAUUGAAUCCCUUCGUAUAUAUAUAUAUAUAUAUAUACACACACACAUAUAUAAAUCCACAUUCUCGUUUCAUCUAUCUACGUACUUGAUCUUCUUCUUCUCCAUCAUCCUUUUUUUUUUUUUGGGUUAAAUUUGAUUUUGGUGUAGCGUGGUAGGUGAUCUUUCAUCUUGUUUCUAUUUCUCUGUAUCAGAUAAUAAUUGUGCUAUUUACAUACAAGACAUGCACAAAAAGAUCACCAAAAGUAAUUUUGGUUUUUUAAUUAAAUUAUGAUAUCUUUUGGAUGACAAAA